CGUGGACGCCUUCUCAUUCGCGCUGUUGACGCUCUCGGGCUUCCGUAGAUAUGUCAUGAGGAAAUGCAAGGCAACACAUCGUUAGCGCUGCUUUUCGUGACACCCUUUUAUGGUGAUGUGAUUUUUAAAAACAACAAUGACAACGAGUGCCGAGCACCACUCAAUCUUUCACCUGAGCCCAGAUGAUGAGGCUUUCAUUGGGCUCAGAGAAGUGAACCCCAUCCUGAAACAGGCUGUCAACACUGAUCCUGCCCCAGACAAGUUGGAAGACAGAUCGCCAGAGGAUGACAGACAGCGGGAGUCCAGUCUGGUUAGAGAAGUGUCAGACAAGAUGGUCUGCUCAGCAUGCAAAUGCCUUUUUAUCAGCCGUGAGGAACAGACCGAGCACUACAAGCUUGACUGGCAUCGCUUCAACUUGAGACUAAAGAUUUCAGGAAUGCCGCCUGUAACAGCUGAGGAGUUUGAGAGGAAGACCGGAGCUGGAGACAUGUCAAGUAUCUCAGGCUCAGAGUCCGAUUCAGAUGACGACGACUCAGAUAGUGAGAGUGGGGGAACGAGCAGCAACGUCACUGGCACUGAUAAUGAGAGCUCAGUUGAAACUAGUUUAUUUAAUGGCCGGCUCUACAGCAAGGUGUUUUUCCAGAAUUCAGCCGGACAAUAUCUAUCAGUGUACCGCUGCAUUCUACAGGGAAAGUCAAAUGAUGAGCUAGAUGCAGGGAUCUUCCUGAAGGCCAUAAGUAAGGAGACUGUAUGGGUAAUUCUCAUGACAGGGGGGGGUCACUUUGCUGGUGCAGUGUUCCAAGGAAAAGAAGUCCUUCAGCACAAGACUUUCCACCGAUACACGGUGAGAGCGAAGCGAGGCACUGCUCAAGGACUCAGAGACUCUCAGAACCGCAGUCACGCGCCCAAGUCUGCAGGAGCUGCUCUAAGGCGACACAAUGAGGCGGCGCUGGUCAAGGAGAUCCAGGAUCUUCUGGUCAGUUGGACUGAACACCUAAAGGAAGCUUCUGCCAUUUUUGUACGAGCACCCAGCUACAAUAAAAGCAUAUUUUUUGGAGGUCGUGCUGCUCCACUGGACAAAAAAGAUCCCAGGAUCCACACACUUCCCUUUCCCACACGCAGGUCAACCUUUCGAGAGGCACAAAGGGUACAUGAUGUGCUUUCUACCGUCCAUGUUUAUGCAAAAGACACAGACAUGACUGCAGUCUUCAGUCCAUCUAAGAAGGCCUGGAAGAAAUCCAUCAAAGCAACAGCACAAAUAGAUAAAGAUCCAGAGAAAGCAGAAGAAAAACAUGAUAGCUCUGAAGAAGAAAGUGGAGAGAUCCAGCUGGAGAUGGUGGAGCAGACAAUAGGAACUCUGGAGCUUAGAGAGUAUGAAAUCUAUCCCUCCAGGCACAGGAGGAGGAGGAGGAGAAAGAAGGAGGAGGAACCCGAACAGCAAAUGGAGGAAUUAAGUAACAUAGAGGCAGACAAUCCAGACGAGGAAGAUCCAGAGGCUACACCAGCCGAAGACACCCCUCAAGAAACGCAAUCAAAGAGGAAGAGGAAAGCGAAGAGUAAAAAACCACUUAAAGAAACGGCUGAUGAUUCUUUGGAGUAUGGCCUGAGGGAUGAAGUGUUUACAGCCUGUAAGGUUGGGGAUGUAGACGCUCUAUGUAGACUUCUUCAGCUCCCUGGAGAAACGUUGGAGAGUCCGCAGGAGAACAACCCUUCUGAUGUACCAAGUCCUCUAAUGCUCCUUAAUAAGCCCAUUGACUCCUCUGGUUUCACUUUGCUGCAUGUUGCCUCAGCAGCUGCACAGAAGGCCGUGGUCAGGCUGCUUCUGGAUGCAGGAGCAGACCCAGCAUGCAGAGACAACAAAGGGCAGCCCCCUUAUAUUGUCGCUCCUGACAAAGACACAAGGAAUGUCUUUCGGAAAUACAUGGGUGAGAAUCCUGACAAAUAUGACUACAGCAAGGCACAGGUCCCUGGGCCACUAACGGCAGAGAUUGAAUCCAAAAAGGUAGAAAAGAAAAAGGCACAAAAGGCGAUGAAAAAACAGCGAGAGAAAGGGCAGAAGGAAGAGAAGAGGAAACAGGAGUUGGAGGCGGAGGAAAAAAAGAGGUUUGCCUCUUUGACUGAUCGAGAAAAGAGGGCUCUGGCAGCUGAGAAGAGGUUAGCAGAGCAAGUAGCAGCAACAGGAGUCAGCCUCUCCAAUGUCAAGAGGUGCUGGUCCUGUGGAGAGUCGCUGCUUGGGAAGGUCCCGUUUCAGUACCUGGAGUACUCAUUCUGCACCCCUCGCUGUGUCCAGGAACAUCGAAAAGCCAACACAGUUCAAGGCAAGACCUAACGACUCUAAAUAAUAACACCAAAGGACACCACGGAAAAUCUUAAAUGUUAGAAAGCUACCUCAUCAAGACCAGACUUGGAUUUGUGCAGAAUCGAUGAUGCUUGUUUUAUUUUCAACAACCAAUCAUACAUUUGAAAUACUUUCCUUUUUUUUGGCAAUGAUCUCAGACAACUGGAUACUGUAUUAAAACAUGUAAUCAAUGCACUUUGUUCACAGUAUCUGCACCUAUGGAGAAGGUUUAAAAGCAAAUACAAUAAAAAAAUAUAGAAUACUGA
Molecule: messenger RNA, 2604 nt
Organism: Eleginops maclovinus (Patagonian blennie)
Lineage: Eukaryota; Metazoa; Chordata; Actinopteri; Perciformes; Eleginopidae
Gene: ankzf1
Product: ankyrin repeat and zinc finger peptidyl tRNA hydrolase 1
Exons: 16
Coding region: 137-2329 (730 amino acids)
Molecular function (GO): protein binding
Source: RefSeq, a predicted model, not a curated record